Molecule: messenger RNA, 2379 nt
Organism: Triticum aestivum (bread wheat)
Lineage: Eukaryota; Viridiplantae; Streptophyta; Magnoliopsida; Poales; Poaceae
Exons: 2
Coding region: 55-1278 (407 amino acids)
Source: RefSeq, a predicted model, not a curated record
UCUUGGUUUGUUAUUAGUUGUUGUUGUUUGCUGUAUUGUCUCUUAUUUGGUUUUAUGUUCCUUGCAGAGAUUGUUUUCCAAGGGCCUUUGCCGAAGGACUGGCAAGGUUUCUCGGUCAAGUUUGCCGAGUCCCUUAAAGCUUGCUAUGCAGAUAGGUCGUACUACGGCCCUCCGGAUUUCUUGUGUCAGUACUAUGGUGCCUCCUUUUGGUUUGCUGAGUGCUCAAAGUCCAGGUCAUCCUGGACACAACGUAAGAUGGUUUAUAAUCGCUGUUGCAAAGGCGCUAAGGUAUAUAUCCCUCCCUUUAAGGAUCCCCCGGCCUAUCUCCGGGAGCUUCUUCGAUUCGAUGAUACUUCUCGUGCUAAAAAAUUCAUCCGGACUAUACAUGAGUACAACUAUAUGUUUGCUUUCACUUUGAUGGGUGCUACCAUUGAACGCUCGUUUGGUGGCAGCCGUGGACCUAAGAUUUUCAAGAUCAAUGGUCAAGUGUCUCAUCGUAUUGGUUCGUUGGUGCCUAGCGGUGAUGAUACCCCUAAAUUUGCUGAGUUGUAUAUACAUGACCCAGCUAAUGAGAUUAGACAUAGGAUGAAUGCCUUAAAUCCAGAUGAUAAGCCUACUGGGGGUGUGGAUGAGAGUAUUGUGGUUGGUCUUAGAGACAUGCUUAAUGAGUUCAACCCAUUGGUACAGACCUUUAGGGAGGCGAGUAAGAUGAUAGAGGAUCGUGGUGAUGAACCCAUUGAGGAUAUCUCGAUUCGUAUUAUUGGGCCUUCAGAGGGCGAUAGUCCACAAUUUAGUUUGCCUACAACCACUGGGCUUGCUGCUUUAGUUAUCGGUGGUGGCUUCACGUUAGAGGCAUCUUCUCGGGAUAUUGUUGUUUGCAGUCGUUCCGAUGGUUUGCAGCAGAUAUCUUCUCUGAACACCGCAUUCAUGCCUCUGCAGUACCCGUUGCUUUUCCCUUAUGGAGAGAGGGGGUUCCAGGUGGAUGUUCCUAACUUGAUUGUUCCUGAAGAAGAUGAUGACGAUGGACCUGGAGAUCCCAAUCCUGCACCUGGAAGUCCGACCGUUGAGGCGUCCUCUUCAUACCCUUCUGGAGGUGGUGAUGCUUCCACAAAUAGCAGGAAUAGGAUGACCAUGCAGGAUUACUAUCGUUUUAUGUGCCAUUACAAGGGUGAUCAGCCCAAUCCAUAUAUAUGUUAUGGUCUCCUCUCCUCUCAGUUGGUUGUCGAUGCACGUGCGUGCAUCGAUGAAUGUAGACUGUGGUAUAUCAUAAGAAAUUAGGAUAUGCUUAGAUCAGAGCACAUGCAGGGUAUUACUGAUGCGGUAGGUGAUGGGUGUGUUGAUGGUGAUGCUCUUGGGAAGAGGACCAUUGUACCUUCCAGUCACAUCGGCGGUCGUUGUUACUUCCAUGAAAAUUUUCAUGAUGGCCUUGCCGUUUCUCGGGUGCACGGUGCACCCGACAUAUUUACCACUUUCACUUGCAAUCCCAAGUGGCUUGAGAUCUCCAGUGCAUUGGAGCCGGGUCAGACGCCUUCUGAUAGGGUGGAUAUUGUUGUUAGGGUCUAUCACAUGAAGCUCAUCGAGUACUUGGACGAGAUUAAGUCAGGCCGGGCUUUUGGCCCCAUUACGGCUGGUAUUGUGUACUGUUGUGCUCUGUGUGGUCAUUGUUUUUUAAUGGUGUCUUACUUCUUCUGCUGGCUAGGCUCUCUAAUCGAGCUUUUUAUGUUCUUUUUUAGUGCUGUAUACCGUUGAGUUCCAGAAGCGAGGACUGCCUCACGCGCAUAUACUUGUCUGGCGGAGAGGGGGUAAUGGUGAGAUUGGUAUUGAAAAUAUUAAUUCAUUAAUAUCUGCUGAAAUACCUGAUGCAUUGCUUGAUCCUUUAGGAUAUGCUUUAGUUUAUGAGUUUAUGAUGCACGGUCCAUGUGGUGAAAUGAAUGAUAAAUGCGUUUGCAUGAAAAAAGGUGUUUGUUCUAAAUAUUUCCCAAAAGAUUUUAGAGAUACCACUGUCAUUGAUGAUAAUGGGUUUGCCUUAUAUCGACGUCGUGACGACGGUCGAAGGGUCUAUAAAAAUGGUCAUUACCUUGACAAUAGGCAUUGACAAUAGGCAUGGUGUUCCUUAUAAUAUGGCGAUGCUCAAGAAAUUUCAGGGUCAUAUAAAUGUAGAGUGGUGUAAUAAGACACAAGUGAUGAAUUACCUCUUUAAGUAUGUCACCAAAGGUGCUGAUUACUCUAAGGUCAUGUUAGAAAGGCUAAAAAAAUUGACUAAAUAUGGUUGUCGUACAGUAGAUGAGGUUCAGGAGUAUCUGAUAUGUCGGUAUAUAUGUGAGUACGAUGCAUUGUGGCGCAUAUUUGGCUUUGAGAUACACUUUAAAAUGCCGUCGG